ACUUCAGCUUCCAAGGAAUAUGAUUGAAAACAGCAUGUUUGAAGAAGAACCAGAUGUGGUAGAUUUAGCCAAAGAGCCUUGUUUACAUCCUCUGGAACCUGAUGAAGUUGAAUAUGAGCCCCGAGGUUCGAGGCUACUGGUGCGAGGUCUUGGUGAGCAUGAGAUGGAUGAGGAUGAAGAGGACUAUGAGUCAUCUGCAAAGCUGCUAGGCAUGUCCUUCAUGAACAGGAGCUCGGGCCUUCGGAACAGUGCAGCAGGCUACAGGCAGAGUCCAGAUGGGACUUGUUCAGUACCCUCUGCCAGGACCUUAGUGAUCUGUGUUUUUGUCAUUGUGGUUGCUGUCUCUGUAAUCAUGGUGAUUUAUCUACUGCCUAGAUGUACCUUUACCAAAGAAGGCUGCCACAAAAUAAACCAGUCAGCAGAACUCAUUCAGCCAUUUGCUACAAACGGGAAAGUGUUUCCAUGGGCGCAAAUUAGGCUUCCCACUGCCAUUAUUCCUCAACGCUAUGAACUUAGCCUACAUCCAAACCUAACCUCAAUGACAUUCAGGGGUUCUGUGACAAUUUCACUUCAGGCUCUUCAAGACACACGGGAUAUCAUUCUCCAUAGCACAGGACAUAAUAUUUCAAGAGUGACAUUUAUGUCAGCAGUUUCAAGUCAAGAAACACAAGUUGAAAUCCUGGAAUAUCCAUAUCAUGAGCAAAUCGCCGUUGUUGCUCCUGAAACCCUUCUAACAGGACACAAUUAUACCUUGAAGAUAGAGUAUUCAGCAAAUAUAUCUAACUCUUAUUAUGGAUUUUAUGGCAUCACCUACACAGAUAAAAGUAAUGUGAAAAAGUACUUUGCAGCAACUCAGUUUGAACCUCUGGCAGCAAGAUCUGCUUUUCCUUGUUUUGAUGAGCCAGCAUUUAAGGCCACAUUUAUCAUCAAGAUCACAAGGAAUGAGCACCAUACUGCAUUAUCAAAUAUGCCUAAGAAGUCAUCGGUCCCUGCAGAAGAAGGACUUAUUCAAGAUGAGUUUUCUGAAAGUGUAAAAAUGAGCACAUACCUUGUUGCUGUCAUUGUAGGGGAGAUGAGGAACCUGAGUCAGGAUGUAAAUGGAACUCUGGUUUCUGUAUAUGCUGUACCAGAAAAAAUUGGUCAAGUUCAACAUGCCUUGGACACAACUGUAAAGCUCCUUGAGUUUUAUCAAAAUUACUUUGAAAUUCAAUACCCACUUAAGAAAUUGGAUUUGGUGGCCAUUCCUGACUUUGAAGCUGGAGCAAUGGAAAAUUGGGGCCUGCUUACAUUCCGAGAAGAGACCCUUCUGUAUGACAAUGCCACUUCUUCAGUAGCAGAUAGAAAACUGGUCACUAAAAUCAUUGCUCACGAACUGGCACAUCAGUGGUUUGGUAAUCUGGUUACAAUGAAGUGGUGGAAUGACCUGUGGCUGAAUGAAGGAUUUGCCACUUUCAUGGAAUAUUUCUCUGUGGAAAAAAUAUUCAAAGAGCUCAACAGUUAUGAAGACUUCUUAGAUGCUCGAUUUAAAACCAUGAGGAAAGAUUCCUUGAACUCGUCUCAUCCAAUAUCAUCAUCUGUUCAGUCUUCUGAACAAAUAGAAGAAAUGUUUGAUUCUCUUUCCUAUUUUAAGGGAGCAUCUCUCUUGUUGAUGUUGAAAAGUUACCUUAGUGAAGAUGUGUUUCGGCAUGCUAUCAUUCUUUACCUGCACAACCACAGCUAUGCAGCUAUUCAAAGUGAUGAUCUCUGGGACAGCUUCAAUGAGGUCACAGACAAAACUCUAGAUGUAAAGAAAAUGAUGAAAACCUGGACCCUACAGAAAGGAUUCCCAUUAGUGACUGUCCAGAGGAAGGGGACUGAGCUUCUUCUACAACAAGAAAGAUUUUUUCUAAGCAUGCAACCAGAAAUUCAGGCUUCAGAUACAAGCCACCUUUGGCAUAUUCCAAUAUCCUAUGUCACUGAUGGAAGAAACUAUUCAGAAUACCGAUCAGUUUCACUACUGGACAAGAAAUCAGGUGUCAUCAAUCUUACAGAACAAGUGCAAUGGGUCAAAGUCAAUACAAACAUGACUGGCUAUUACAUUGUUCACUAUGCUGAUGAUGACUGGGCAGCUCUAAUCAACCAGUUAAAAAGAAAUCCUUAUGUUCUGAGUGACAAAGACCGAGCCAACCUGAUCAAUAACAUCUUUGAACUUGCAGGCCUUGGCAAAGUGCAUAUUCGGAUGGCAUUUGAUUUGAUUGACUAUCUUAGAAAUGAGACCCACACUGCACCCAUCACUGAAGCCCUGUUCCAAACGAACCUCAUCUAUAACCUCCUGGAAAAACUGGGAUACAUGGACCUGUCCUCAAGAUUGGUAACCAGAGUACAUAAAUUGCUACAGAACCAAAUCCAGCAGCAGACUUGGACGGAUGAAGGCACACCAUCUAUGCGAGAGCUUCGGUCAGCCUUGCUGGAAUUUGCCUGUGCCCACAGCCUAGAGAACUGUACCACUAUGGCCACAAAACUGUUUGACAAUUGGAUGGCAACAAAUGGAACUCAGAGCCUGCCUACUGAUGUUAUGAUCACUGUGUUCAAAGUUGGAGCAAGAACUGAGAAAGGCUGGCUGUUCCUCUUAAGCAUGUAUUCUUCCAUGGGCUCUGAAGCAGAAAAGAAUAAAAUACUUGAAGCUCUUGCCAGCUCAGAUGAUGUACAUAAACUUUACUGAAACAGGAGCUGCUUG
This is a messenger RNA of Grammomys surdaster, 2716 nucleotides long. RefSeq names its product leucyl-cystinyl aminopeptidase. The coding region runs from base 20 to 2701 and encodes 893 amino acids. Gene Ontology annotation, cellular component: cytoplasm. Gene Ontology annotation, molecular function: zinc ion binding; metalloaminopeptidase activity; peptide binding. The transcript has 15 exons. The record is from RefSeq and is a predicted model, not a curated record. NCBI's taxonomy places the organism in Eukaryota, Metazoa, Chordata, Mammalia, Rodentia, Muridae. Gene Ontology annotation, biological process: proteolysis; peptide catabolic process.